UUUGGAGGGCGAAGGCGCUAGAGGGCAGCGGCGAGCGCCUCGACAUCGGGCCAGGUUUGGGGAUUUUGGAUUCGGUGUGGCCGCAGCCAGCAAGGCGAAGAUCCGUCGCGACGGCGCCCCGGUUUAUGGGAUAGAGGGGGCUGUGCCCGUUUCAUGGGAGGGGGUGACACUUGCAGCAGCGACGAUGAUGAAGAGGAGCAAAGACACGGGCCGCCGCUCAAGCGCAUGAAGCUCUCCUCGCCUCACCAAGAUUCUCGACGCCAGCACCAUAAUCUCUUGGCGCCAUUUCCACUGCUGUCGCCCAGGCAAUCCUCGUCGCUCUACCGCUCGCCAAAGCCCCACGAAUCGCUCGGCAUGGGUCCGCCGAUUGAGAGCCAGAUGAUGGGGAGCAAGAAGCAAAUCCGCCGCGUGGAGUUUGUCCGGAUCAUCACGCAAGCCUUGUACUCGCUGGGCUACUCUCGCGCCGCGGCAUUGGUGGAAGAGGAAUCCGGGGUCCCCUUGCAGCUGCCGGUGGUGUCCGACUUUCGCCGCGAGGUUUUGGACGGGAGGUGGGAGGAGAGCGUCGCCACUCUCGCCAAAAUCGGUCCUUUACUGGACGAGACGCACAAGCUGGCGGCGUUCCUUAUCCUCCAGCAAAAGUUCCUGGAGCUUCUUGUUGAUCGCGGCGACGUUCUUGGCGCCCUGCGAACUCUGCGGACGGAGAUCUCGCCGCUGGGCGUGAACAGGCAACGCGUCCAUGAGCUGGCGAGCUGUGUCGUUUGUCCCACCCGAGGGGAUAUCUUGGAGAAAGUGGUGGAAGGGAAGCGACACGAGGCCAGGAUGGCGCUGCUGGAAAAAAUACAAGCUUUGCUGCCGCCACACAUUAUGAUCCCGGAGAGGCGGCUAGAACACCUUGUGGAGCAGGCGCUGGCGGUGCAGCGCGAGGGAUGUAUUUUCCACAACUCCGCUGAGACGGCACUGUCGCUCUAUACCGACCACCAAUGCGGACGUGACCAGAUCCCGACUGAAACGGUCCAGGUACUAGAGGCUCACGACAAUGAAGUAUGGUACUUACAAUUCUCGCGUGAUGGCAGACACUUGGCGUCCGCAUCUAAGGAUUGUACAGCUAUAAUAUGGGAGGUUGUAGAUGAUGAUUUUGUAAGGCGGAAGCAUACACUUGCCGGACAUCACAAAUCGGUAUCGUUCGUAGCGUGGAGUCCAGACGACUCUAUGAUCUUGACGUGUGGAACUGAGGAGGCAGUGAAGCUGUGGGAUACAGCAACAGGGGAAUGCAAGCACACGUUUCAGAAGGCGAGCCACGGCUUCACGUCGUGUGCUUGGUUUCCGGACGGGAAAACCUUCGUCACCGGGGCCGCUGAUAAGUGCAUGUACAGGUGGGACUUGAGUGGUGCCGAGCUAGAAGUGUGGAAACCCAGGAUGCCCAGGAUCAUCGACUUGGCCGUGACGCCUGACGGCAGCAACGUGGUGUGCAUCUGCCACGACAAAGACAUUCGAGUUUUCAACUUGGAGGACAAGACCGAGAGAGUGAUCGAGGAGGAUCACUCCAUCACCUCGUUAUCAGUCUCGCUCGACGGACGCUACCUCCUCGUCAACUUGGUGAGCCAGGAAAUCCACUUAUGGGACAUGGCCUUGAACUCCAGGUCGCCGUGCAAGUACAAGGGCCAUAGGCAGGGGCGCUACGUGAUAAGGUCGUGCUUUGGUGGAUCCGAUCACGCAUUUAUUGUUAGUGGGAGUGAAGAUUCUCAGGUGUACAUAUGGCAUAGGGGCAAUGGGGAAUUGCUAGAGGUGCUACCAGGCCAUUCCGGCACUGUGAAUUGCGUGAGCUGGAAUCCCAGCAAUCCUCACAUGUUUGCAUCGGCUAGCGACGAUCACACCAUCCGGAUUUGGGGCCUGAGCGCCACUAAGCGCGACCGCCACCGCCGAUCGUCCGCAGCAUCGCCCACUCCAAAGAGCAACGGUGGAAUUAGCCACAUUGUCAAUGGCGGAACCCGAGAGCUUCUCGAGAACCUCAGACCUUUCUAAAAAGAAUUCCAAAUUCUCUCUAGUA
Molecule: messenger RNA, 2047 nt
Organism: Selaginella moellendorffii
Lineage: Eukaryota; Viridiplantae; Streptophyta; Lycopodiopsida; Selaginellales; Selaginellaceae
Product: WD repeat-containing protein WDS homolog
Molecular function (GO): protein binding
Source: RefSeq, a predicted model, not a curated record